This is a messenger RNA of Chelmon rostratus (copperband butterflyfish), 1915 nucleotides long. RefSeq names its product pelota mRNA surveillance and ribosome rescue factor (gene pelo). Gene Ontology annotation, biological process: nuclear-transcribed mRNA catabolic process, non-stop decay; ribosome disassembly; nonfunctional rRNA decay. NCBI's taxonomy places the organism in Eukaryota, Metazoa, Chordata, Actinopteri, Chaetodontiformes, Chaetodontidae. Bases 280 to 1437 code for a protein of 385 amino acids. The transcript has 13 exons. Gene Ontology annotation, cellular component: cytoplasm. The record is from RefSeq and is a predicted model, not a curated record.
AUUUACUCAAAUAUUCGUCUUUGUAUCGCUCUGUAUUUGUUGCGCAGUAAAGCGACACCCACGGAAGUGACCAAGAUGGGAAGAAUCGACGACGUAUUUUGGCAUGACGCAAUGUCCUAGCGCCUGGCAACACGCACGGAGUGAUUCAUUCUCAAGUUGAGAGAUGGCUUAGCUACUUUGUUAAUUCACUAAGAUAAACAUGACUCUAACUCGGUUAAAUGUUAACUCCUAUACUUUACGCUAGUUAUACAUUCGGUUUUAUUUUAUAAGCAUCCGACCAUGAAGUUGCUCCAUAAAGACAUUGAAAAAGAUAAUGCCGGUCAGGUGACUCUGAUGCCAGAGGAGGCAGAGGAUAUGUGGCACACCUACAACCUGCUGCAAGUGGGUGACAGCUUGAGAGCCUCCACUAUCAGGAAGGUGCAGACAGAGUCCACCACUGGAAGUGUGGGCAGCUCCAGAGUUCGGACUACUCUCACUUUAUGUGUGGAGACUAUCGACUUUGACUCCCAGGCCUGCCAGCUGAGAGUAAAGGGCACUAACAUUGAGGAGAACCAGUAUGUCAAGAUGGGAGCUUACCACACUAUUGAGCUCGAGCUCAACAGGAAGUUCACCCUAGCUAAAAAGAGCUGGGACAGCGUUGUGCUGGACAGAAUCGAGCAGGCCUGUGAUGCAACCCAGAAGGCAGACGUGGCGGCUGUGGUAAUGCAGGAGGGUCUGGCCAACCUGGUGCUGGUGACCCCCGCCAUGACUCUGCUCCGUGCAAAAGUGGAGCUCACCAUCCCUCGCAAGAGAAGGGGAAGCUGCACUCAGCACGAGAAGGCGCUGGAGAGGUUCUAUGAGGCCGUGAUGCAAGCGAUUCUCCGCCACAUCAAUUUUGAUGUGGUGAAGUGCGUCCUGGUUGCCAGUCCAGGGUUUGUGAGGGACCAGUUCAUCACCUACCUCUUCAAAGAGGCGGUGCGACAAGACAACAAGAUCCUGCUGGAGAAUCGACCCAAAUUCAUGCUGGUCCACUCGUCAUCAGGUCACAAGUACUCCCUCAAAGAAAUCCUUUCUGAUCCCGCUGUGACAAGUCGGCUUUCUGACACCAAGGCAGCAGGGGAGGUGAAAGCCCUGGAGGAUUUCUAUAAGAUGCUCCAACAUGAGCCUGACAGAGCCUUUUACGGACUGGCUCAUGUGGAGAGAGCUGCCGACGCCCUCGCCAUUGAUACCUUGUUGAUAAGCGAUAAGCUGUUCAGACAUCAGGAUAUCCCCACGAGGAGUCGUUACGUUCGGUUGGUGGACAACGUGAGAGACAAUGGCGGCAAUGUCAGAAUUUUCUCAAGCCUUCAUGUUUCUGGUGAACAACUGACUCAGCUGAGCGGAGUGGCUGCCAUCCUGCGGUUUCCCAUUGCCGACCUAUCAGAGGCUGAGGACGACAGCAGCUCAGACGAAGACUGAUCCACGGAAAUGGACUAGAAAAGAAGAGGUAGCUCGUCCAGUGUUGCGGAUAACACAAGAAUGCAUUGACUCAGAGCAUUGUAAAACAAUAAAAGCUGCUGUGUUAUGAGCUAAGUACUUGGCCCCUGCAAUAUCCACACCUCUUUCAAGUCUAAUCUGCACACCUGUUUUCUUAAAGUUGCCAUAUUUUCAAGUAAAUUGAUGCAGUUUUUGGUGCUGUGAUGCUUUUAGUUUGAAGUAGCAGGUUAAGAUAAUGCCUGAAAGGUCUAAGUUAAUAAGAAUGCCAAUGAAACAAACUGUUGCCAAAUCCAAAUGAAAGCAGUUAAAAUUUUACUGACAUUUAGCAAUGGAAAAAAAGUUUUAUUUUCUUCUAAGUGUACAUACAAUAUAUCUCUCUUGCAAUUAAACAGCAGAAGCAUUCAACCACUGUGUUAUUGCACUUUGUCACAAGAACUAUUCGCAACACGCAAGAAUGAAA